AUGUACAAUAACGGAUUCAAAAAACCCGCUACGAAACUGCCACAAUAUUUUGUGGAUUUUGCCAGCCAUAGCAAUGUCUACAACAUCAAGUAUAGAAACAGGCUGGCGGUGGACACCACUAAAUACUUGAACAUCCAGUCCGACGAGUGGCGCACUAAGACGGGUAAACUGGUGCGCAAGUUCCAGAAGAGCGCUCUCGACCUCGCGUACAUUCACCACCAUCAGAAAGCAAUGUUCACUGCUAUUAUUGUAAUACUGAAGAAGCUGUUGGACGUUACAGUAUGCCAUCGCCUGAUGAGGGCUACUGGAUCGAUGAAAUAUCAAAUUACCCACCACAUAACUCGCAGAAAAUUACGCAUCAUUGCUGACAAGAAAAAGAAACAAGACGAAACGAAACUGCUAGAGAAAAAUUCACGAACUCACAUUGGAACGACCAGUGAACUUGUGCCUACCGCUCAGCUGUCGGAAAGUGAGCUUAAGGCCAGAACCAAGGCGUACAAAUCCUUGUGGAAACAACUGACUGAGCUGUCAAACACUGUAUCAAUGUAUAACGACAGAAUUAAGGAACACUGCCUCUCCCUGAUAAACGGCUUUGAACAUCUCAAAUCAAAGCUAAACAUUGAGAAGAUGACCAUUGCCCAGGAAGCGUUUCUUCCCAUUGUCCAAGAAAUGUCCACUGUUAGCACUCUCAUCGCUGACCGAUACCUGACCCAGUCUGAGAACGGACGUGAUGUCACCGCUGCUUUGAACAAACUGGAUAUUGCCAUGAACCUGGCUAAGAACGCGCUGCAUGGUGACCAUCCGGAAGUCCGUGAUGACCCGCGCGUGGAUGACGUGGGAGAAAGCGAUUCGGAAAUGAGCACCUCGGACGAUGACUAA
Messenger RNA from Paramacrobiotus metropolitanus, 879 nucleotides. RefSeq lists its product as uncharacterized. Lineage: Eukaryota; Metazoa; Tardigrada; Eutardigrada; Parachela; Macrobiotidae. The coding region runs from base 1 to 879 and encodes 292 amino acids. The transcript is spliced from 6 exons. The record is from RefSeq and is a predicted model, not a curated record.